Messenger RNA from Coccinella septempunctata (seven-spotted ladybird), 1468 nucleotides. It is a transcript of the gene wmd, whose product is annotated as serine-threonine kinase receptor-associated protein. The transcript has 5 exons. Lineage: Eukaryota; Metazoa; Arthropoda; Insecta; Coleoptera; Coccinellidae. Gene Ontology annotation, molecular function: protein binding; RNA binding. The record is from RefSeq and is a predicted model, not a curated record. Gene Ontology annotation, cellular component: SMN complex. Bases 115 to 1098 code for a protein of 327 amino acids. Gene Ontology annotation, biological process: spliceosomal snRNP assembly.
AAUAACAGUUACCGAGGUAACGGGUUUUAGAUCAGUUCGCCGUGAAAGCUGAACUCGUAAACAUCUUUCUUGUUGACUUUCAACGAUCAAAAUUUUAUCAUUUCCCGUCUCAAAAUGGCAAAUAUGAGACAAAUCCCUUUAACCUGCAGUGGACACACACGACCUGUUGUGCAUUUAGAUUUCAGUGGUAUCACGUCCUGUUCGUAUUUCUUGAUAUCGGCCUGUAAAGAUGGAAAGCCAAUGUUGAGGCAAGGUGACACGGGAGAUUGGAUUGGCACUUUUGAAGGCCACAAGGGGGCUGUCUGGGGAGUAGCCCUUAAUUCUGACGCUACCAAGGCUGCCAGUGGGGCAGCUGAUUUCACUUGUAAAGUAUGGGAUGCAAUAUCUGGCGAUGAAUUGCAUUCUUUCCAACACAACCAUAUCGUGAAAAGCGUCAAUUUUUCCAAAGACAGCAACUACUUAGUGACCGGCAGUAAUGAGAAGCUUGUCAGAGUGUUCAAUCUCGUCAAUCCGGAAUCUGCGCCUGAAGUAUAUACUGGGCACACUGCAGGUAUAAAGCACGUACAAUUCUUCAGAAACGACACCCACCUCAUCUCAUGCGCGGACGAUAAAACACUCAGGGUGUGGGACAGAUCUACUGGCGACGAGGUUCAAAAGUUCGAGUUUCCUUCUGUGCCGAGCAGUUUCGAGGUAUCACGUGACGGCUCAGUAAUCACAGUCACCCAUUCCAACCACGUGGUCUUCCUGGACGCGGAACGCCUCAACAAAAUACGGGAAUUCCAACUGCCAACGACUGUCAAUUCCGCUUCGUUACACCCAGACAAAAGUAUUUUCGUAGCUGGUGGCGACGACCUCAAAGUGUACAAAUUCGACUAUACCACGGGCAGCGAAAUAGAGUCCUUCAAAGGCCACUUCGGACCAGUCCAUUGCGUGAAGUUUUCUCCAGAUGGUGAGCUAUACGCGUCAGGUUCAGAAGAUGGAACGUUGAGGUUAUGGCAAACGACAGUAGGAAAAACCUACGGUUUGUGGAAAUGCCUAGAUGGUUCUCAGGUCAACAACGAUUCGCUUCCAGCUAUGAAGGAAGUGCAAGCCAUGUAAAUGAACAAACAUCCCACCAAACCUUAUACAUUUUAUUUGGCAGUGUGAUCCGCAAAUUUUUUUAUAAUUUUCAUUUUCGUAUAUGAAAAAUUAGGUCCAGUUUGAGAAUAUUGGAGGCCGAUAAUUUUACAAACUUGGACGAUUAUUAUCUCAAUUCUCUUGGUAAUUUCUAGAUCACACUGUUGAUGGAGGUUAAUGUGUGAUGAUAUAUUCGAUAAAUAUUAUAUUUAUAAAUGAUUCCCAAGUCUGACACUGGUAGUGCUCCUUGUGAUGAGAUGAGGAGUAGACAUUGUAUUACCUACAUUUUUGUUAUGUUGGAAUUUUUUUUUAUAUUAUGAAUUUGGAAAUAUAUUUAAUGAAUUUUUGUGAA